Pseudomyrmex gracilis is the source of this 3114-nucleotide messenger RNA. RefSeq names its product DNA ligase 1 (gene DNAlig1). The record is from RefSeq and is a predicted model, not a curated record. Gene Ontology annotation, molecular function: ATP binding; DNA binding; DNA ligase (ATP) activity. Gene Ontology annotation, cellular component: mitochondrion; nucleus. The transcript has 16 exons. Gene Ontology annotation, biological process: Okazaki fragment processing involved in mitotic DNA replication; DNA repair; DNA recombination. NCBI's taxonomy places the organism in Eukaryota, Metazoa, Arthropoda, Insecta, Hymenoptera, Formicidae. The coding region runs from base 87 to 2669 and encodes 860 amino acids.
CUUAACCUGUGCGAGUUGUCAGAUAAACGCGGGAAAUCUUUCAACUGCGCGUUAUUGCGCGUAGUAAAAAAACCAACGGCGCGACAAUGACACAGCGUCGUAUAGAUUCCUUCUUCAGUAGAAUAUCGUCCAAGGAGAAGAUUUCUAAUCAGGAUAACUCAGAGAGCAACUUGUCAGAGAAGAAGGACGUAUUGGGAAAUAGUAAACGUAAGAGAGACAAAAGUAUCGAACCUGUCAGUUCUCCCUUAAAGAAGAACUUGAAUACUAAUCUUAAGAAACCCAAGACUGCUUCCAAAACUCCAUCUCCAGGUGCAAAGUCUCGAGCAAAACCAGCAUCUAAGCAAAAUACUAACGCAAAGGAUGCAAAAAAGAGGAAAAAAAAUCUUAGUACAGUGAGAGAAAAUGAUACAGAUAAUGAAGCAAAGUCUUGCGCAAAAUCAGUAUCUGAACAAAAUGAUAAUACAAAAGAUAAGGAUGCAAAAAAGAAAAAAAUAGAUCUUAGCACAGCGAAGGAAGAUGAUACGGAAAAUGAUUCGGAGUCUUCUGAGGAAUCAGUAUUCGAACAAAAUGACAAAGAUGCAGAAAAUAAAAAUGUAAAAGAUAAAGAUGCAAAAAGCAAAAAUGGAAAUCUUGGCACAGUGAAAGAAGAUAAUGCGAAAAGCGAAACAAAUGAUAAGAAAGCAAAUGAAACAAGUAACAAUCAAUCUUACAAUCCUAUCGCAUCUAAGUACGAUCCGAUAAAUAGUGCGUGUUGGAAACGAGGUGAUAAAACGCCAUAUGGCGCGUUCACGCGCACUUUGGAACUCAUUGAGGAGACGAGCGCCAGGCUGAAGAUAAUAGAGAUAUUGUCGAAUUAUUUUCGAUCUGUCAUAGUUCUGAGUCCGACGGAUCUUUUGCCGAGUGUAUAUUUGUGCCUUAAUCAACUUGCGCCGGCAUACGAAGGAAUUGAGCUCGGAGUUGCUGACACGAAUCUAAUGAAGGCGAUAGCGCAGUGCACUGGAAGAACGCUGGCUCAGGUUAAAGCCGAUGUAAAGAGGGUCGGCGAUUGCGGGCUCGUAGCCGAAGGCAGCAGAUCCAAUCAGAGAACCAUGUUCCAACCAGCGCCGUUGACGGUUUCCAAUGUAUAUUCCAAACUGAAAGAGAUCGCUCAAAUGACUGGGCAAGCGUCUUUAGGAAAAAAGCUGGACAAGAUUCAGACCCUAUUUAUGGCGUGUCGUAAUAGCGAGGCGAGAUAUCUUAUUAGAUCGUUAGCCGGGAAACUUCGCAUCGGACUGGCAGAGCAAUCCGUUUUGCAGGCGUUGGCUCUAGCUUGCGUAACUACACCACCGGAACAAACUUACCCACCAGAAAAUCUGGACAUGAGUAAAACAAUGUCGAAGGAUCGCUUCAAAGAGCGAUAUGACGAAAUAGCGCUUAUACUGAAGACAACCUAUUGCGAAUGUCCAAACUACGACAUUAUAAUUCCUGUUUUGCUGGAAGACGGCGUUAAAGCUCUACCCAACAAGUGCAAGCUCACUCCUGGAAUACCUUUGAAACCUAUGCUGGCGCAUCCCACAAAAGGUGUUCAGGAAGUUCUUACGCGAUUCGACGGCUUGAAAUUCACGUGCGAGUGGAAGUACGACGGGGAAAGAGCACAGAUACACGUUUCGAACGACGGCAAAAUUAGUAUUUACAGUAGGAAUCAAGAGAACAAUACUAGCAAAUAUCCGGAUAUCAUUAAUCGAUUUAAAAAUACUCGCGGCGAUUCGGUAAAAAAUUGCAUACUCGACUGCGAAGCGGUCGCCUGGGACAAAGAGAAGAAUCAGAUCUUGCCGUUCCAAGUACUUAGCACGAGAAAACGAAAGGACGCCAACGAGGAGGACAUUAAAGUGCAGGUAUGCGUGUUCAUGUUUGAUCUUUUGUACUUGAACGACGAGCCGUUGGUGAAGGAACCGUUCUCGAAACGCCGCGAGUUGCUGAAGGAGCACUUCAAAGAAGUGGAGGGCGAGUGGAAGUUCGCUAAUAGCAUGGAUACCACGACGAUGGAGGAAGUGGAAGUUUUUCUCAACGAGUCCGUGAAGGGAAAUUGCGAGGGUCUAAUGGUAAAAACGCUGGAGGAAGAGGCAACCUACGAAAUCGCGAAACGCUCGAGAAAUUGGUUGAAAUUGAAGAAGGAUUACUUGGACAGCGUCGGCGAUACGCUCGACGUGGUUGUGAUCGGUGGUUACACCGGCAAGGGAAAGAGAACUGGCACAUACGGCGGUUUUCUCUUGGCUUGUUACGAUCAGGAAAACGAGGAGUAUCAGAGCAUCUGCAAAAUCGGCACAGGCUUUAAAGAUGAAGAUCUGGAGAAUCACACGAAAUUCCUCAAGGAUCACGUGAUACCCCAGGCGAAAUCGUACUACCGUUUCGAUAGUAGCCACGAGCCGGAUCACUGGUUCGAGCCGGUCCAGAUCUGGGAGAUCAAAUGCGCCGAUCUCUCCCUCUCGCCCGUUCACAAGGCGGCCGUUGGAAUAGUUGAUCCGGAGAAGGGAAUAUCGUUGAGGUUUCCGCGAUUUAUUAGAAUUCGCGAGGACAAGAAUUGCGAGGAGGCCACUUCCGCCCAGCAGGUCGCUGAUAUGUAUUACAAUCAAGAACAGAUCAAGAAUCAAACGUCGGGAUCAAAGGUCACGGAGGAGGAUUUCUAUUAAUCUUUCGCGAUUCUAUUCAUUUCAGAAUUGAACGUGGUUUGUGGCUGAGAGCGACAAUGGAUUUUUGUAAUUUAUAUAUUGCCAAGCACAAAUUAAUCAAAAGUAUUUUUAUUAUUAUAAUUGUCUGUAAUAGAUACUGUAAAUAAAAAACACGGUUCGAUAUCCUAUUCGGUUUAUGCAACCGCGCACGUGUCUUACUCAUUGGAUUUGAAGCUGAUUUAAUUUAUAUCACACUGAAUUGUGAUUAUAGUUUUAUAUUAAUGUUUUAUUUAGCGAAUCAACAUUGUCUUUAUCCACGCUGAUUAAGAAUUGCUGAAGUUUUAGAAAAAUUACACAUAUAUCGAUACCACGAAAAAUGAUUCAUAUCAGAGAUGUGUGGUUUACUUUUUAUCUAGUACGCCCUUAUCCACUUAUCUCUGUUUUAUAUUUACCAGUGAUAAACCGU